Tupaia belangeri chinensis (Chinese tree shrew) is the source of this 1766-nucleotide messenger RNA. It is a transcript of the gene HSD11B2, whose product is annotated as hydroxysteroid 11-beta dehydrogenase 2. Gene Ontology annotation, biological process: glucocorticoid metabolic process. NCBI's taxonomy places the organism in Eukaryota, Metazoa, Chordata, Mammalia, Scandentia, Tupaiidae. Gene Ontology annotation, cellular component: intracellular membrane-bounded organelle. Gene Ontology annotation, molecular function: 11-beta-hydroxysteroid dehydrogenase (NAD+) activity. The annotation marks the transcript as partial. The transcript has 6 exons. The record is from RefSeq and is a predicted model, not a curated record.
AUCGCGUUGUCCCGCCUGGCGCGCCCACUGCGCCUGCCGGUGGCCACUCGCGUGGUGCUCAUCACCGGCUGUGACUCUGGUUUUGGCAAGGAGACGGUCAAGAAACUGGAUGCCAUGGGCCUCACGGUGCUGGCCACCGUGUUAGACUUGAAUGGCCCCGGUGCCCUAGAGCUGCGUGCCUGCUGUUCCCCUCGCCUAAAGCUGCUGCAGAUGGACCUGACCAAGGCAGCGGACAUUAGCCGAGUGCUGGAGUUCACCAAGUCCUACACCAGCAACACAGGCCUGUGGGGUCUGGUCAACAACGCAGGCCACAAUGACAUAGUGGCCGACGUGGAGCUGUCUCCCGCGGCCGCAUUCCGAAACUGCAUGGAAGUGAAUUUCUUUGGUGCACUGGAUCUGACCAAGGGUCUCCUGCCACUGCUGCGCCGCUCAAAGGGGCGCAUCGUGGCUGUGGGCAGCCCAGCUGGAGACAUGCCAUACCCGUGCUUGGCAGCCUAUGGGACCUCUAAGGCAGCCAUGGGGCUGCUCAUGGACAUAUUCAGCUGUGAACUCAUUCCCUGGGGCGUCAAGGUCAGCGUCAUCCAGCCUGGCUGCUUCAGAACAGAGUCAGUGAUAAACGUGAGCCACUGGGAGAAGCGCAAGCGACUGCUGCUGGCCAGCCUGCCCAGAGAGCUGCUGCAUGCAUACGGCGAGGACUACAUCGAGCACUCGCACGAGCAGUUCCUGCAUUCACUGAGCCUGGCGCUGCCCGACCUCAGCCCGGUGGUGGAUGCCAUCACUGAUGCGCUGCUGGCAGUUCGGCCACGCAGCCGCUACUACCCGGGCCAUGGCCUGGGGCUCAUGUACUUCAUCCACCACUACCUACCUGAGAGCCUGCGGCGCCGCUUCCUGCAGAGCUUCUUCAUCAACCCCUGUCUGCCUCGAGCACUGCGGCCAGGGCAGCCUGGCCCUACUCUGGCCCAAGAUGCAGCUCAGGACCCAAACCUCAACCCCAACCCCUCCCCAGUGGCAGCUCGGUGAGCGGUAUGCAGCCUAGUUGAUCCACCACAGGGGGCUCCAUGAGUCCCUGGCCUGCCCCCUGGGAGGCAUUAUGACCCCCCCCACCCCCUUUUACCUAGAGCCUUGGUUCUAAAGAACCCUAGUCCCCCACUGCCCAGGGCCAGUCCAGGCUAGGUGAGGAUGAGUUUCCCUGUGAGCCUCUGGGCCGACCACUGCUUCAUGAGCCCAAACAGACCCUCUUGUACAUAAUACUCCACCCUGCAGCUCGGAGAGCCACCCAGCUGGAUGGGGAGUUUAGCGUAAGACUUCACUGUAGCCUUUAAAUAGGUCCUUGCAGGCUUGUGUCUCUGCAAACUGAGUGACCGGUUGGGUGGGUGGGGGUCCCCUCAGGACCAUUCCUCAGCACCAGUGCCUCAGUGCUCUCAUUGAAGGGGAAAUCUCAACUCUCUCUUGACUGGCUCAAGAAUGAGGGUCCCUGGGCCAGCUCUGUUGUUUGGUAGUUAAAGGAUCUGCAUGCCAGUCUGAGUCCCAGGCCCAGAGGUGUGAGAAACACGCCAGGUGUGCAUGUGCACGCCCAUGCCCCAUCCUUGGGUGCUCCCCCCUCUUGUGAGCACAUGUGUCCUCUGGCAAAUUUUUAAAAAAAUGAAUUUGGGCCCCACCCAUCCACCCCCAAUUCCCUCAAGUCACAGGGAAGCUGUAUACCCUAUUUGCCUGAUUGUCACUUUUUAAAUAAAGACACAUUUUUAUUUCUCCUAGAAUGGGGGAGA